CAGUCCUGUCGCUGACCAUGGUCCUGAAAGUUUUUCUUUUUCUUUUACUUUUCUUUUCUUUUCUUAUGAGCCCUCAUACACACACAAUUAUUCUGUUAGUUAAAAAUUAAAAACAGCAAUUGUUCACUCGCACGUGCACUCUAAAGACAGCGCUUUAUGACACUCAUUUCAGCUGGCACACUCUCCCUUUCAGCCUCAGGAUCGUAGAAAUCACUUGAUCUAUAGGUUUUCUCAAUCUAAAUAUAUUUCCGUUCAGUACUAUAAUAAUACAAAUGUCAGGAAGUUAUUCAGAGCUCGUCCCCCAGUUUCCGAUGCAUUUUGACGAUAUCAUAACACCAACUUUAUUUUCAGCGGUGCAUAAAUUAAUUACACGCAUUUAAUAACUAAAAUAUCAUUAUAUUCCCCUCUUAAUAUCAUAAACGUUCUACGCCAGGGAAGCACUUAAUAGUGCAGGGGGCCAUAACAGGCUAUUAUCCUUGUGUAAUGCUAUUAGAGAACCAAUUAUGCACCAUUACACUUGCUUUUUUGCCGUUUAUGUGAUUUCAUCCAAUACCGUCCUGCACUUCAAAAUUUCAGCUGCUACUCGGAGCCUCAUUUCCAGCAGCAGAGGAGCGGCGGUGUCUGCGCGCGGCGUCCCGCGUGCGUUUUAAAAGUAAUUGAAAGGGUCCCGCUGCAUAUCAUUUACGCGAGAGUGGGAAAUAAAUCCUCGGACCCCUUGCUGUGAACAAAAUCAAAAUUUGGACCUGCGAGCGCGCAGCCAGUGGAUUCUCGUAUAAAGUGGACCCCUAACCCAUAUAAUGAGCAAUUACUGGUCUGACAGCCAAUUUUAAAUUCAAAAACAGUCAUCUAGAUUUUUAAUAUAAAAAGCAACUGUGUUAAAAAAAAAAAAAAAAAAAAAAAAAAAAAGUGCAUCGUGCUUGUGCCCGCGUGUGUUUGUGAUUUGGGAAUAUGCAUGCAUCGAGUUAAAGUUACACUUUCGGAGUAGCCUAAUGCCUUGGAGAAUUUUGACGUUUACCACCACGUGCGCGGAGAACCUAUCCAAAUGACUUGAAAACGAAAAUCUGAUUAAUUGCAAUUACGUGUGAGAUUAUAAAGGCGAGUGUUGUCAUGCUCUAAACAGUCACAAAGACAUCUGGUCACUCCCUCCUUAUGUGCGCGAGAGCGGAUAAACUGGAGCGCUCAGUGAUUGACGGUGGGAGUGCGAUUGCUCUGCUGAGGUUGAGCAGGAGACUCGAGAAUCGCGAUUGCAUAAAGACCAUCUAUUGGUACAGAUGUUUUUGUUUUGUUUUUACUUCAGAUCGGUUGCAGAGAAGUAGAAGUAUUGUUUAAAGUUAUUUUUUAAAAACGCAGAUUAUUGCAGCAAUAGUUGGAGAACAUCACUGUUGACGUGUGGCCAUUUUUUUCUUUGCAGAGUGAAAUAUUCUCUCCACUCGCAAAGCACCGGGAAACAUGUUUUACUUUCACUGUCCUCCACAGUUAGAAGGAGAGUGCUGCAGGACCAAUACAUUGAACACAAAUGGGUUUGGGAAUCACGCCUCUGGAGACUUUGAUGACGGUUUUCUGCGCAGAAAACAACGCAGAAACAGGACAACCUUCACUUUACAACAGCUGGAGGCUUUGGAGGCGGUUUUUGCUCAGACCCACUAUCCAGACGUGUUUACGAGAGAAGAGCUGGCUAUGAAAAUCAACUUAACAGAGGCUCGUGUUCAGGUGUGGUUUCAAAACCGACGAGCAAAGUGGAGAAAAACGGAGAGAGGAACUUCGGACCAGGAAGGAGGCAAAGAACAAAUGAGUGAAGGCGCCCCUCCUGCAAGAAACCUCAACCAGUCUCCUGUUGAGCAUGGCAGAAAUAAGAAAGAACCAAUGGAACUACAGCAGAAUAUUAACAGAAUGGUGGGUUCAGGUGGACCUUUUUUCCCAUCUUGUCUGCCUGGGACUCUGCUGAACACAGCCACUUAUGCACAAGCCUUGUCACAAGUGGCAACUUUAAAAGGAAGUCCAUUGUGUUCCUGCUGCGUGCCUGACCCAAUGGGCCUCUCCUUCCUGCCACCAUAUGGGUGCCAGAGUAACCGGACAGCCAGUGUCGCAGCCCUGCGGAUGAAAGCCAGAGAACAUUCGGAGGCCGUUCUUCAAUCAGCUAACCUGCUGGGAGCAGGGUCUACAACCGGGCCCGGAGCAGGUCCAGGGGUCGGUCUGGGACAAAGCACUGUUUCUGCAGGAGGAAGCGAUUCCAGUCCUAACUCCGGUACCUCUAAGAUCACAUCACUACGGAGAACUCCAGACAAGCAUCUGCACUGCCAAAAGGAGGGUCCGGAUAAGAAAUGAGGGAAUCCUGGUUAUUGUUUUUUUUUUCCUAAUUGGAGGACACACUUUGGAUGAAGGAUUUAUAAUCAAACAUUGAAUGCCUGCUGCCUCUUUUUUGAGAGCACUGACAUACCCUGGACAGGACGGUGUUAAGUGCAAUCCCUUAUUGUGUAUUUUGUGUGUAUGUAUGUGUCAAACUAAUUAUUCAAUUGUAAUUUUUCCUCUCCUCGUUCACUUUUACACAUGAUUCUUGACAUUGGUUUGCCCCGUUUGGGUCUACGUGGGCACCUGGCGCUGCAAUUUGCGUGGUGGAAUGACUUUUGAACAUGCUGUGUGACAAAAGAAAACUCCCUGGUUGUCAAUGUGAACUUCUUUAAUUUUUCACAAUCCACUUUGAUGUUUGACUUGUGUAUUGUGAAGUCAGGUGAUGAUAGACAUUCUGCAUUGUGUCAAGAUAUAUGCCAUGCUGAAAUGUAAAUGUACUAAUGUGAAAUAAUAUAUGUAAGAUAAUAUCAAGGACAGAACUGUAUAUUAAGUGGUUUGUCAUGUUUUAUGAUAUGAUCCGGGUAACUCUUAUUCAUGCUGAUGUGAUGACAACUGACACCUCUCUUGUCGUCACAUCUGUACGUCCGUGAUAGACUGCAAGAGUCCACACACUGGUCCUGCUUUGACAUGUUCUGUAAAACAAUUAAACAUGUAGGCAAUCAUGUACAUCUCCUGUUGCAUAUUG
Molecule: messenger RNA, 3034 nt
Organism: Ctenopharyngodon idella (grass carp)
Lineage: Eukaryota; Metazoa; Chordata; Actinopteri; Cypriniformes; Xenocyprididae
Gene: drgx
Product: dorsal root ganglia homeobox
Exons: 6
Coding region: 1450-2325 (291 amino acids)
Biological process (GO): regulation of transcription by RNA polymerase II
Molecular function (GO): DNA-binding transcription factor activity, RNA polymerase II-specific; RNA polymerase II transcription regulatory region sequence-specific DNA binding
Source: RefSeq, a predicted model, not a curated record